AUGGAUGUUGUUGUAUCUGAGAUGGCUGGUGCUGAUGCGGCUAAUCGUGGAAGGCCUUUAAUUGAGGUCAUUGAUGAGGGUGAGGCUGCUGACCUCAGUUCUGAUGGAAUAGAGUCUUUCGAGGACUUUCUUUCCUCUUCAUCACUCACCACCCUCUUCUCGGAGGAUGCCUCUAAACCGCUUGUGACGGAUCCUCCAGUUGACUUCUCUGAUGCUACGGAUGAGAGCGACGUUCGCUCUUAGGAUGCGUCCUGUCCCCCCUCCUUCUGGCCAAGUUGGAGCUCGCUAUGAGGGGCACAGUCUUUGCGUUAAAGCUAAAGGUUUGCGUGGGACUACUGGUGUCCGUCAGUCCCCGCUUCUGAAGCCUCUGUCUGGCAGGUACGCUCUGUCGCAGGUUGUUGCAAGCAAACCAAGUCUUCAUCGAAGUGCUUCCCUUGUGGAGCUUGAUCUGUAGUUUUCUUCCCUAACAGCUGCAUUCAAUUUUUUGACUCUCAAUGUUAAUGGGAUCCGUGAUCCCAUUAAGCAUGCUGGUUUAUUGCAGUGGCUGAGCCACUUGUCAUGUGAUUUCGUCUGUCUCCAAGAGACUCAUCUUACUGAUGCUGCUGAGGCCACCUCGUGGUUCUCCUCUUCUGGGUUUCUGGCUUUUACGGCCCCGGGAACUGCUCACUCCCGCAGCCAGGUCCUUCUAUAUCGUCCUAACUUUUCUAUUGUCAACUCUUCGGUUGAACGUGAAGGACGCUUUCUGAUGGCAGAGUUCUGUAGGAGGGAUAGAGUGAUUCGGGUUGCAUCAGUCUAUGCACCUGACCGGAACCCUGAGGGCGAUGAAUUUUUCACUUCAUGA
Messenger RNA from Porites evermanni, 841 nucleotides. The record is from the annotation of a GenBank genome assembly. NCBI's taxonomy places the organism in Eukaryota, Metazoa, Cnidaria, Anthozoa, Scleractinia, Poritidae.